AACAAAAAAAAUAAGCACGUGAAUAACAAAACAUUUGCAAUGGUGCCAAUAUUUGACCAAGACUGUAUACACACACACACACACACACACACACACCAAUUCUUAACAAUUCAUUUCCAAUGGCGGGUCAUUUUUGACCAGGAACACCGUGGUUUAUUACAAAUUCCUCAAAACACACACAUUAAGAAAAUGUUUUAAAAAAUUCCUUUUUUAUGUGUUCAAAUGUCAUGUGUGAACAAAGUCAUGGAACUUCAUAAAAAACAGGAAUUUACUGCAGUUUAUCAGAUAGGAAACUUUAAAUCAGUCAGAUUUGACACAACAGGAGGAUUUUUCAAACAAAUUAAUGUUCUAUUUACUUUAGUGUAGUUCUGUUACUUUUGUUCAUUUAUGCUGUCUUGUGUAGCCCCUGGGUUCUGAGUUCACAUGACUGUGUUCUUUACUGUAUUUACAGGACAGACACUUGGCAUAAUGGGGAACUGGUUUCACCAGUUUAAGGCGAGUGUUAAAUUACACACUCAGAUACCCUCAUAUUUCAGACACAUCCUCAAACAUUGAGCAAAGAAGGAAACUGUGAUUAGGUUUUAGUUUGUGCUCUUUAAAGUAAAUGGUGAAGGUGUGUGGAGGUUUUUGCUGUUGAGUUUGUUCAUAUUUACUUUAAACGUUCAGAAAAUAUUAGAUGAACUAGUGGAAGCCUGAGUAAAUUUUGGUGUAGACUAUAAGAAUAGAUGUUUAGACUGCUGUGAUUGGGUAGGAUUUGUCCAAGAGAAUACCAGAAUGCUGUUUAGAAGAAGUUUAAAAGUGUUAUUAGUAUUUGUUGUAUUGUAAUGUUUAUGAUUAACUACUGAAAUUUAUCUCCUGCUGGUUGGAAUUGCUUGAGGUUUUGCUCCAAAUCUUGUAAUCACAUUUUAUCAGCAAAAUUCCAACAGAAAUGGAAGUCUAGUUGUAAAAAGCAGCUCCAGAAAUGUCGACUAAAUCGAUCCCAAAACUGAAAAAAUGGUGGUGAACAUUGUAGCAGGAAUCAGAAGUCUCAGGACUUUUCUCAUCUUUUACUGCUGUUUCCUGAGUGCAGCUGGAGAUGAGAUGGUCACACUGCAGGAAGUGGAAGGAACCACUAUAACGCUCCAUACUGGGAUUACUGGAAUUCAGACUGAUGCUCAUAUAGUUUGGUUUUAUAGACCUGAGAAAGCAGAGAAAAAGAUAUUGAUCAGUCAGAUGUUUAAAGGAGAAACUGUUACAGAAAUCAGUGAGAGAUUUAAAGAGAGUCUGCAGCUGAACAGAAGCAGUGGAGCUUUAACCAUCAGGAACAUCAACAGAAACCAUUCUGGAGUUUAUUUAUUACACGUCAUGACUCGACGUCUCUAUUCAAGGACUUUCAGAGUCAGUGUUUAUGCUCCAGUAUCAACUCCAGUAAUAAAUGUAAGAAGAAAAAGAAGUGGGUUCUCCACAGAGUCGUGUUCCCUCUUGUGCUCUGUGGAGAAUGGAGAAGAUGUGAAAUUAUCCUGGUACAGAGAGAAUGAGAGAAUCUCCAUCACCAGUAACACAGAUCUCAGUGUUCCCCUCAAUCUCCCACUUCAAAUACAACACCAUGAGAAGAACACGUAUAUCUGUGUGUCUGCAAACCCUGUCAGCAAUAAAACUACUUCUCUCAGCAUCACACAGCUCUGUGUUCACAACUCAGGACAAUCUGAAGUUUCUCGUUCUCAUCUUCCUGCCCUGAUAUUUGCUGGAGUGAUUGUGUUAAUAAUAAUAUCUGUAUUUGUGUGGAUGUGGCUGGAAAAGAAAAAGCAACAAGAUUGACCAGUUUCAAGAGUUACAGCUCACAGCACAGAGAGAGUUAAAGAGUUUUUACUGCUGCAUCUCUGAGGGCAUCCUGAGCAACUCCAUCAUGGUGUUGUACGGCAGCUCCACUGUGUCUGAACAGAAAGAUCUGCAAAGGGGGUUAAAACCUGACCAACACACCACUGGAACCACAUUCCUGCCAUUGAGAACCUUCUAAAUGCUCAUAACAUCACCAGGAACUCCUCACAUCCCAGUCACAAACGGUUCUACCUUCUUUUAUCCAGAAAGAGUUACAGGAACAUAUGCACCAGAAGGUUCAGGAUCAGCUAGAUCACAAAAAACAAACAAAAACCUCUGUAUAUUCUCUGUACUAUACAUGUACAUAUUACUUAGUUUAUCUUUUUUGCUCCUCAUUACAUCUGCACUAUUGUUUUAUCUAUAUGUAUCUUUAUAUCUUUACUGUAAUUCUACCCAUCAGUUCACAUUCAUGUAUAUGUGUAUAUAAUGUGUGCAAAUAUAAUAUAUAUAUAUAUUAUCUGUACUUCUUAAUGAUGUCCACAAGUCUCUGCAUUGUUAUAGCCUUUAUAUUUAUUCACUGUACAUAUGCUUACAUUUAUAUCAUAUGCUGUAAAUAUGCUACAUGUUUAUCUAUCUGUUUGGCCCUGACGACACAUGGCUGAAAUCUGAUUGGACAGAAACUCUAUCAAACAUACACUUCUGGAAACAACGCAACUGAGAGAAAAGCAAUAGGAUAAGGAGAAUUUAUUAUUUGGAAUAAUUAAUAUUCAUGCACACAAAUAUAUUAAUCGUAACUCCACUUUUUCUUUUGCGUUUUGCAAAUGGUUCAAUCCGCCAGGAAAAGUUUAUAGUUUAAAUUGAGUUCUGCUUCCCCCUUGUGGUCGAAGUGUGCAUUGCUAUAAAGCUUGAAAUUGGCAUGGAUGUGACUGAAGACACUCAAUCUUACAAUAACUGUCAGUUUUUUAUUGUAUAGUAAAAUAAACAGAUAAAGAAAACUAAAUAGUUGAAAGUGGCUUCACAUGUGUUUAUGUCAUUCAGUAUUUUCUUCAUUAGUUUGCCAUUUUUCCACACGUUAUAUUUUGCUAAACAUAAGUUUUUGAAAGACAAUAGUGAGCACAAGUUUAAACACCAGCAAAACUAUUUAUUACAGAAAUCUGUUAAAGGAUGGAAAUUACUGGCUAAUAAACAAAACCUACACGUUCUAAAAAUUCUAUUAAGCUUUCAAUGCAUUUAUGACCAAAUUAUUUAAAAUAUUUACAAUAAAAUGUAUGUUUUAUUUGACAUUAUGCGAUCUUCAUCACUGAAUAAAGAACAAAGGUAUCCAGCU
Silurus meridionalis is the source of this 3124-nucleotide messenger RNA. Its product is annotated as signaling lymphocytic activation molecule-like. NCBI's taxonomy places the organism in Eukaryota, Metazoa, Chordata, Actinopteri, Siluriformes, Siluridae. The record is from RefSeq and is a predicted model, not a curated record. The transcript is spliced from 7 exons. The coding region runs from base 994 to 1797 and encodes 267 amino acids.